Dentiscutata erythropus is the source of this 1254-nucleotide messenger RNA. NCBI's taxonomy places the organism in Eukaryota, Fungi, Glomeromycota, Glomeromycetes, Diversisporales, Gigasporaceae. The record is from the annotation of a GenBank genome assembly.
AUGUCUAUUAAUCGGCGUCCUUCUUCAACUAUAUCCACUACAAAUGUCAUUCUUGAUUAUUUGUUAUAUUUGUCUAUUAAUGCAAGACUUGAACAAGCAAAGAACGAUUUACAAUAUAUGACCGAAGAACAACUACAAUCUGCUACUUUUUACUGCAAAAAAGGCCAAGAUGUCAAACCAAUUGUUGAAGUCUUCGAUAAAAUUGCCUUUAUCUCUCAAACAUCGUCCACGCGUGCUCCGUAUCAAAAUUCUUCUACAAAUUCUGCUUAUUCUCAAUUUGCUUCUCCCACUCCACCAUCUUCAGUUUCUCAAAAGCAAAAAUCUUCUAAAUUACCUGCAAAUCUUUUAAAAUAUGAAAAGCAUUUUAAAAAUCCCUUAUUAUCUCGAUGUCGAAAACAUAGAUUAAAGAUUUGUAGCGCGUGUUUACAACAUCCUGAUAAUUCUUCUACAAUAACUCCAUGGUCUCGUAGAAGAACUACUCCUCCAAAACCUAUUCCGUCUCGUAAAACCGCUACGGGUUUGAUCGAUGCAAUUCCUGUUUUUAUACAUACUAGUGUUAUCACUUAUCGAAUAGCUAACGAACAAUUGGAUUUUGAUAAUGAUUACUCUUUGAUUAAACCACUUUGGUAUGAUUUAUUAUUGGAUUUGCUCACUCAGGCCGCGAUAGAAUGCUAUUUUUGCGAUUCAUACAGCUCAAUUGAUACCUUAUUAGAAAUAUUUUCUUACGGAGAUAUUGAUCCAUCAGACUAUCAUUCUGAUGACUCAGAAAGUGAUGAUGAUGAUGAUUCACAUUUUGCUGCGAAUCGUGCUGAUGAUUACUUGCUAUGGCAACGUACACCUUACUUGGAUGAAUUUCGUCAAAAGAAAAAAGCUAGAAUGGAAGAGUUUCUAAAUGUCAAAGGAAAACUCGAACAACAUUUUGAGAAUCUAGCUCGAAAAUAUCCAAUUCGUGAUCUAGAAAUUGAAAUGUAUAACUUUUGUAGCAAAAUUAACAGUAAUUAUAUGAAGAUUCCAGAAUUAAUAACCUUACACAAAGCUUCUACAAAUCCUGAUCUUCCUGUAGAAUUAUUCCAUAUUCCUGGAAAGUAUAAUGGUGGAAUUAAUAUACCAAUUAGUAAUGAUGAUUCAGAUGAUGAUAUGAAUGUUCAAAUUUCUGAUUCUUGUAAUCAUUGUGAAGAUGGUCAAAAAAAGCGUCAUAUUUUAGAAGAUAAUGAAAUUAAACAACUUAAGAAGAGAAAAAAUCUCACUUCUUAA